AUGGAUUUCGAUUUCGGGUUUCCCCAGGACGUUUACAAGAAUUCUGGUAUUCUUGUAUUUGUUGGACGGUUCAUCAAGAUGGUACACCGUGUCGCUGUACUGGAGUCAAUCUCAGCACAGGGUUGUGCGCGUGUCUUCAUCGAUACUAUCUUCCGACUUCACGGGUUACCCCGUGAACUCGUGUCCGAUAGGGACCCCUGCUUCACAGCGUACUUCUGGCAAUCCGUGUUCCGUUCACUUGGAGCACGUUUGACGAUGUCAACUUCUGACCGUCACGAAACAGAUGGUCGGACGGAACGCGUCGACCGCUUCCUCGAAGAGAUACUUCGAGGGCAUAUCCACUCGUUUACGAGCUGGAGUGAGUUCUUGCCGAUGGCGGAACUCGCCAGCAACAAAUCGGUACACGCGUCGACAACGCAUACAACGUUCUUCGUGAAUAGCCUACGCCACCCACGUUUACCCGCCUUCUUAGAGUGUGACUCUAGUUUAAGCGGAUGGGGGACUCUCUUGAACGUAUGCCAAUCUGGUUCUUGCUCAUCACACGUCGACAAUGGUGUCGACAUGAUGGAAGCCCAUAUCGAUUUCAUCGUCACCGAUGAUGAUGAUGACGACGAUGCUGGUAUAUUCAGCAUCGCCAAUGACUGCCACAAUGAGGACGAGGACGCCCUCACUGAUAAAGACAACGUUAUUUCAGCAGUGCACACGAAGCGCACUGCUGUUGACAAGGAUGAAUCAGCAGAAGGAUUUUCUGCUGACUAG
Molecule: messenger RNA, 759 nt
Organism: Peronospora matthiolae
Lineage: Eukaryota; Oomycota; Peronosporomycetes; Peronosporales; Peronosporaceae
Source: the annotation of a GenBank genome assembly